Lymnaea stagnalis (great pond snail) is the source of this 2573-nucleotide messenger RNA. Lineage: Eukaryota; Metazoa; Mollusca; Gastropoda; Lymnaeidae. The record is from the annotation of a GenBank genome assembly.
GUCGUUUCAGUUUCGUAAAGCAGUGUUUAAAAAGGCUCCCGUGUGUACACCACAUUUUUCUCACAGUCAUCAACUCAUUCAAACUACUUAACUGUUAUUCAAAGCAGCAGAUUUUACUUCAUCAGUGCUAUUACAAGGUAAGUUGUUUUAAACGUUAUGAGCUAUUAAAAAUUAUCUAUACAUUGGACUAAAGGGACUUGCGCCGAUUUACAUUAAAAUAUUUUUUUUUAAAAAUUCACAUCAAAGGUAGAUUCUUUUCUAAAAAUAUACCUUUUUUUUUUUUUUGCCGAUCCAAAGUAAAAGUAUUUUUUCAAAUCAUUAUUAUUGUGUAAUUAGUUAUAGCCCGCCAAUCAAUGUGAACUUCCCAUCUAAUAAAGUUAUUUGUAAAAAUAUGCUCAUUCACGUUAUGAACUUUGUAAGAAUCCCAUUUAGUGCUACCCCCUCGCCCAUGAACGCCAUCACCUACUUUUUUUUACGCCCCUGAACUAUAUUAUGAUAAUGUCACCUCUUAUUACAACCCCAAGAUUUAUCCUAUCAUAUCUAAAUUAAGACUAUUUCCUUAAAGCAAAAGAAAAUAGUACGCACCAAAGAAACUAGCGAUAUUUCUAGGAAUUUUAGCGCAGUUCAGGGAUUUGUUUUUUCCACACUGUUAAACUAAUCAUUACACCAUAUAUUCCUUCAUACGUUGAUAUUUGUAUUGAUUGGUGCUAAAUAAUUAAUGUAUUAGUUAUUGUAUUUGUAUAUUGUUUUGAAAUUAUUUUUUUUUAAUCUGAAAAAUAAUGAAUGAAACAAAAUGUUAAAUGUUCACAGGAAAAUGCCCCCCACAAAUCAGCCACACCAGAAUGGCGUUCAUGGCAGCAGGGAUUCUCAUGUCCCCAACGGUCGCCCUACGCCCAUGGAAGUAGAGAAAGAGAACGGACUGACCAUCACAGCGUCACUAAGUGAAUCUUCUCGUUUUGCGAGGAGAAAUCAACCAGUCGGUUCAAGUGUAUGUGUUACCGUUAGUCCAAGGCCUGGGGAGCGACCAACUACACACACGGUUCUCAAACAAGGCAACGGAGAGCUGAAAGUUGUCGAGAAUAGGCCCCACGCUUCAAAUGUCCAGGCAGCCGUCAACAGACAAGCUGAAAUCCUGGGGACAAUUACAAUUGGUGAGACAACUGAUACUUUUGGAGGUGGGAGACCAGUCAUUCCCCAACAACCCUGCACUUUUCAAAUAUUUGUAAACAAUUUUGCUGACAGUAGAAACUAUACAUUUGAAGUACAGAAAAGUUAUAGAGUUGACAAGCUGAUGGACAUGAUUUUUGACAAGUUGCGCAUUACUAAGGAUCAGCAACAUUUGACCUAUGCUGGGAGAAACCUGGCGGCUCCAAUGACCCUUGAGCACUAUGGUAUCAAAAAGGACACUACCGUGUUUCUGACCGGUCGCCUCCGAGGUGGUUAGAAAAUAUUGAACAUAAAAUAAUUCAUCAAUGAGCCCUGGAAAUGUUACCACAUUGGAGGUGUUUAAAAAGUGUUUGUCUCAGCAGCAGCAGAAUGGCGCGGUAAAUGGACUGAAAUAUUUAGAAAGAAAGAAAAAGAAAUUGACGUGGACAUAAAAUACGUCUUUUUGUAUUGAAAUAAUUUGAAUGUAGAUUUGUAACUAAUAUGAUGGACGAUCCGAAGAACGUGACAUGUAUUACACAUUAAAAUGAAUUAAGAAUGUGAAGCUGUACUGUUAUUGUCAUGUAAUUUAGUUGCAAGAAUUGGGAUCGUGUUCCAACAAUAGAAACGACUCUGAUGAGACACUCUGCAGUAAGGUCAGUAGCUUCUGGUGCCACAAUAUGCCAUGACAGAACAUUCAUCUUAAGUUCAUCAAUUUGAUGAAUAGCAAAAUUUUAACAUAUACAUUGUUUUGCUCUAAUUUGAAGUGGAGUGAGCUUUACACAAACUUAAAGACGUAUCCACAUAAAAAUGAGAAGGGGACGGAGAGUACGCUAAUUGAACAAGAAAGCAAACAAAAUAUGUUCUCCACCUUUUAAUGAUAUUUUAAAUAUCAAAGAGACGUGUCUGUGUGUGUGUGUGUGUGUCUGUGUGUGUCCAACCCUCCAAACCCUUACUUGAAUGCCCCCAUCACGACACUUGAACAUUUGAUACUUUGUAAGCUUUAUUGAGGGCAACACGAAAAUGGCAGGAGUUCGUUUUGUUUUUAUACAAAUUGUAUAUUAUUAUUAUUAAACUCUAGACUUAUGUAUAUUAUUACUCGGCCUGUUUGUUUUGAUUUUAUUUCUAGAAAAUUUACUUAAUUUAUAUACCAGGACUAUUUUAUUUUUAAAACAAUUUUUUUAAAGUUUUAUUUAUUUAUUUUUUGUAUAUAUUGUUUUGUAAUAACUUCAUUUCUUUUUAAAAUUACUUUGUAUUCAUUUGACCAUUAAUAAAAAAAAAAAAAUUCUAAUCUAAGCAAAAACUUGUCUUUACAAAAAUUGAUAUUGCUUUAGAUCAGCUUCAAGCAUGAGAAUAUUAUUUAGUAGGUCAAGCGUAUCUUUGGGUCACUAGACCACGCCUCUUUUCAAAUAAAUAUCAAAACAAUUUUA